UUCUUACUCUUGAAAAUCUACAAGCCAAUACUGAAAGUUCAAGUUCAUCAGUGGUUUCUAUUUAUAUUAAAUGGCAGAGGUGGGAGUGUCGGUAGCGGCAAAACUUGCUGAAUAUUUGGUGCAUCCAACUUUACAGCAUCUGCAAUAUUGGUUCUGUGUCGGCAAAAUCACCAGAAAUGUUGAGAUCAGAAAGGAGGAGCUGAUCCUAAAGCAAGGGAGGGUGCAGGAACUUGUCCAAGAGGCCAUCAACAGGACAGAGAGGAUUGAUGACGAGGUUAACACGUGGAAGAAUGACGUGGAGUGCCUCAUAGCAGAGCUGGAGAAAUUGGAGGAAGAACUGAGGGCCAACAAUGGCUGUCUUCGAGGGUUGUGUCCUACUUGGAGGAGAUAUUGUCUCUGCAAAAAGCUGGCUAAGACAGCACGGAGGAUGAUUGAUCUAAAUACAAAGUGUGGUUGCUUCAGUCAAGUUUCCCAUCCCAGUAUUCCUCCAAAUAUAGAAUAUCGCUCUUCUCAAAACUUCAGGUUCUUCAACUCUACACAAAUAGCUUUUGAUCAGCUGUGGGAGGCAUUGCAAGAUGAUGAUAGCUCCAUGAUUGGGAUACGGGGCAUGGGAGGGUCAGGGAAAACCUCCUUGAUGAGAGCAGUGGGAAAGAAAGCCGAGGAGUCACGGCUCUUUAAUCGAGUUGUGUUCACUGCAAUUUCUCAAAGCCCAAAUACAAAAAAAAUUCAAGGUGAAAUUGCCGAUGCGUUGGGGCUCAAAUUGAAGGAAGAAUCUGAAACGGGAAGAGCAAAAAGAAUAGCACUACGAUUACAAAGUGAAGAACGAAUUUUGAUAAUACUGGAUGAUCUAUGGGCUGUGCUGAAUCUUGAGGAUAUAGGGAUUCCCAUGGGGGGAAAUCAUCAAAGAAGUUUCAAAGUUGUCCUAACCACACGCAGUCUUGAUGUAUGUAUCUUGAUGGAAUGCCAAAAGAGGAUUCAACUUAAUUUGUUAAAAGAAGAUGAAGCUUGGACUUUGUUUCAAACUCAUGCUAAUGUCAGCGAUGCUACUAAAGAAGAUAUAGCACGACAAAUUGCGAUGGAAUGUAAGGGCCUACCCAUUGCAAUUGUCGCUGUGGGAACUUGCUUGAAAGAAAAAGGAGUUGAUGAUAUGAAGGUAAUGUUGUAUCAGUUGAGGAAUGCGAAGCCAACCAAUGUGAAUAAAGGAGUAAGGGAUGCUUUUACUUGUCUUAAACUAAGCUAUGAUAAUUUGGCAACUCGAGAAGCCAAGUUGUUGUUGUUAAUGUGUGCUAUGUUUCCUGAAGAUCAUAAUAUUGGUGUUGAAGACCUUUUCAGAUAUGGAGUGGGUUUAGGUCUAUGUGAAGAUGUAGACUCAUUUGAAAUAGCAAGGAGCCAAGUUAAAGUAACUAUAAAUUAUCUCAUUAACUCCUCAUUGUUGAUGCAUUCUUCAAACUUCAACACAAACUCACAAAAAUAUGUGAUAAUGCAUGAUGUGGUUCGUGAUUUUGCACUGUGGAAAGCAUCUGAAGAGGAUCGUACCAUUAAGGUAAAUUGUAGAAAAGAAUUGAAUGAAUUGUUUGCUGAUGAAGUGGUGAAAAAUUGUUAUGCUGUAUCUUCAUGGUAUAAGAACAAUAAACUCUUUCAAUUUCCUUCUCAAUUGGAUGCUCCAAAGCUUGAGUUUCUGUUGUUACAUUGUCAAGGACUCUUGGAUAUCUCAGAUGCAUCAUUUGAAGGUAUUGAAGGACUGAAGGCGUUGAUUAUUAGGUCCGUCCUUUUUAGGCCCAUGAUUAGACUAUUACUACCUCAAUCAAUCCAACACUUGUCUAAUCUUCGAACUUUGCGGUUGCAAGGUUGCAAUUUAGGUGACAUCUCUUUUGUGGUAAGCCUUGCAAGACUUGAAAUUCUUGACCUGCAAAGAAGUAUGUUUGAAAGAAUGCCAAAUGGAAUUGAAAAUUUAAACAAGCUGAAGUUGUUAGAUUUGUCAGAUUGUAAGAUAGGUGAAUGUUGUUACAAAGUAAUAGGAAGGUGCUCACAGUUAGAAGAGUUGUAUGUUUCCAAGCAUUUUCGACACUCAAAAAAUGCAAAUUGCUAUGAAUACCUUGCGGCCACCACUACUUCGAUGAAAUUGAGAAGAUAUAGGUUGGAAAUUGGGAGGCAUGAAAUACAGUCGAUAUCUCAUGAUGAAAGCACAAGAUAUUUAUGCUUGGGUCAGUUAAAUAUCUCCAUGUUAGGUGCAAGAAUCAAGGAUCUUGCACAAAUAGCGACUGCAAUUGAAUUUCAUGAGCUUGAGGGAGGCAGCAGAAGUUUCAUGCCUAAUGUUGUUCACGCUAUUGGAGGCAUGAAUGAGUUAUCUAAACUCUAUCUUACAAGGUGUUCAGAGAUGGAAUGCAUUACUGACAAAAUUAAAGCUCAUGAAGAUGCCAUUGUCCCAAGAUUGGAUGAGCUAGUGCUAAGAUAUAUGGAUAAUCUUCAACAACUACAUCGUGGUCUUUCUUCUUUUAGCUUGUUCCAAAAGCUGGAAAGGCUACGUAUAUCCAGUUGCCCUCAAUUGCUCCAUAUAUUCCCUGCUGAUUGCAACAUAGGCAAUCUUAAGUUUCUCGAUAUUUUUGGUUGUCCGAGGUUGACAUCUCUCUUCCCUGUCUCUGCUGUGUGCACUUUGCUGUCCUUACAAGGGCUUAGAAUAGAAAGGUGCAGUGAACUGAAGCAUGUAAUAGAAGGACAGGGUGGUGGUGAUGCAUGGGAGAAUUUGAGAUUCCCAAAAUUGAAAAUUUUGUUUGUUGACGAUUGCUGCAAAUUAGAAUCUGUAUGCUCAGUCUUUUUAGCUCAAAGGUUUGUACAAUUGCAGCGUCUAUCCAUAACGAAUGCUCCUCAAAUGAAAUUUGUGUUCAGUGAAAAUGCUAAUGAAGAACAACCACUGCGUGAUCAAGAUGAGACUCAAAUAGCUCUUUCUCUUUUGGAAUACCUCACACUAACAAAUCUUCCAAACCUUGUCGGAAUUUGCUCAGAGAGGUAUCAUCUAAGGUGGCCAUCUAUAAAGACAAUAGAAUGGAAGGAUUGUCCAAAUCUGGAACUUGAGAGCCACCGGAGGAAUGAAGAACACAAGUCGGUGACAACUAUAGAAAGUAUUAAAAUUCAUAACUGUGGAGUAGAAUCCAUUUCCCUCUAUAAGGCAGGCGUUGAAGAACAAUAUCCAACAUUUCAAUCCCUUAAAGAACUAGUCUUGGGAAAUCAUGCAAGAUUGAAAUUUGUCUUUUCUGCUCAUAUGUUUCAAAGUCUUCCAGAGUUAACUUCUGUGGCCAUAUCUCGCUGUGAGGAGUUGGAGGCGAUCUUUUCGGAGAAUGAAGAGACUCAGAAAAAUCUAUCUAAUGCUGAAUCUUGUCUGCCGAAAUUGAAGAGUUUGGUAGUUUCUGAGUGCAACAAGCUUAAAUUCGUUUUAUCUUUUAUGAUUGGUCCUACUGCCUCAAUGCUUCCACAGCUAAGCACUCUAACCAUAUCAAAUUCUUCUCAAAUGGAAGAAAUUUUCAAAUGCUCAAAUAUUGAAGAUCAUCACAUUGAUAGUAGUGAAAAGGAGAUUACAUUCCCAAACAUGAAAUAUCUGGAACUAGACAACUUGCCAAGACUCGUUAAUGUCUGCCAAGGAUUCAAGUUUCAGACAGGGGAGUUUUACACAGUUAAGGUUCAUGAAUGUCCAAAAUUUAUGCCAAUUAUGGGUACAUCUAUUCAUUGGACAAAAAAGGGACUUGUAAGGGAGCAUGUGUUGAAAUACAACCAAUUAAAUAAUAACGAGGCUCUGAAUCUUCCGCUUUCUGUUCUGAAUGCUGGAGAGCUUGAUAUUCGAAGUCCUAGAGUUGAACAAAACUGGCGAGUGAUUGGUGAUGAUGAGGAAGAAGAAACCAACAACUCAGGAAUGUUGAGAUCAGAAAAACAAAUGGUGGGAGGUCUUGUUCCCACGCAAGUUUUGAGCUUUCAACAUCUUCAUUCCUUAGAAGUAACUCACAAUAAAAGGUUGAAGUUUUUGUUCUCAAGGAGUACCAUUGUCCACACCAGCCUUCCCAAAUUGGCUUCCCUAAUUUUAUCUGAUUGUGAAGAACUGGAGGAAAUAAUUGCAACAAAUGAGGAACAUCAGAUCAUGUCCAGUGCUGAAGUUCACUUCCCAGAACUAAGAAAGUUGAAGGUUGAGAGGUGCAACAAGCUCAAAAGACUCUUCUCUACGUCCACGGGUAUUAUUCUUCCACAACUCUGCUCUUUGUCAAUAGCUGAGGCUAAUCAACUGGAGGUGAUUUUUAGACAUAGCAGUGAAGGUGAUUCGAACUACAAUGACACAAUUGUGCUUUCCAGCUUGAGGAUCAUACAGCUAAUAAAUUUGCCAAAUUUGAAGAGUGUUUGUCGAGGGUUACAGAUGCAGGCGCAUCUGAGCUACAUCAGCAUACCAAACUGCCCCACAUUUGUGGAUUCAACUCUAGGAAAGGCUCUUCAACAAUUAGGAACAAUAUCGGUUUCAACAGAAAAUUCAAAUGUUCAAACUUCAUCAAAUGAAGAAAAAGAAUUGCCAGUAAAUGAAGAAAAAGGGACGGUGGUGAUCUCAGGAGCAGAGUACUUGUAUUUGAAGGAUUCAAUGAACCUCAAAAUUAAAGUGUAUGUUCCCAAGCGCUAUGAUCAUAAGCCUACCAUGUUUGAGACAUCUAGACAUUGA
Messenger RNA from Neltuma alba, 4690 nucleotides. RefSeq names its product disease resistance protein At4g27190-like. Bases 71 to 4690 code for a protein of 1539 amino acids. Gene Ontology annotation, molecular function: ADP binding; ATP hydrolysis activity. NCBI's taxonomy places the organism in Eukaryota, Viridiplantae, Streptophyta, Magnoliopsida, Fabales, Fabaceae. The record is from RefSeq and is a predicted model, not a curated record. The transcript is spliced from 6 exons.